AUGGCUGGUAAUGAAGUGUCAGACCUUAUAGAGAAAUUCAGUGCACAGGGUUUGGCAUCGAUUGACAAGCUUGAGCUGCUUGUUGGGAUCGACAGAAUACUAAAUGAUGCAUUGAUCAGCCAUCUAGGAGCUACGCCUCCCGAAGUAAAACACUUAAGUGUGUGUGAGAUGAUGCUUCUCGAGGAGCCUGAAAAGGCAAAGCCAUUGAUUGAAAGGAUUCUGAGGAAGUUUCCAUCAAGCGUGGAGGAGUUUGUAAGUGGGCUUUUGAAGUCGUCUUUCUACACUCAACGCCAGGCAGUUGCAUGGGUAGCACUGAAGUUUGGAUAUUCAGAGGUGAAGAGUGCAGUAAGGGCAUGCAUAGGAGAUGUAUCUGUACCUGUAGUACGAAGCACGGUGUCUGCGCUUGAGGAUUACGAUGGGCAGCCAUUUGAUGACGAGGAGCUUGUUGAUAUUGUAGACGAACUGCAUAAGAGUCCGUCUGAAUGUGUGCAAUGCAUGGCGCCCGAUGUAAUUGUGCUGAUAAAAAAAAAAACACGGUUUGUUGCAGAAACAUGUGUUUCGAGCUCAUGGAGACGAAGAUAUGCCAUUGCGAAGAAGAUUGAAAAGCUCAGCGACGAUGACAGGGCGACCGUUUACUUGCACCUGUCUGAAGACCCGGAAGAGGAGAUCAGAAUAUGCCUUGCAAAGAGUAUGGAGCAUGUCAAAGACUGGAAUGGGUUUGUGUCAUUGUUUCUAAGAGACAGUAGCCCAGCAGUAAGGGCUUUGGCGAUUCAGGCUGUAGGAUGCCGCGAGGAAUUUCAGGAGAUACUCAAGGAUGUUAUUUCCGAUGGAAACUGGGAGGUGAGGAAAGCAUUGCUGUGUGUGCAGAAGGCAGAGAUGUACAAGAAUGUGGUUGUUCCGCUUAUCAACUCGCUCCAACAGUCUCCGAACUGGAGGAUGCGGAAGGAGGUUCUGGAGUCGAUUGUACAGACCUCAAAGCAGGAUGAAAAUCUUUUGCAUGAAUUUCUGUCGAAGUAUCUUCUUGGAUAUCUUCAUGACAGGGUGCAUGAUAUAAGAAAAGAGGCAUCUAUGAGCAUAGGAGAGCUUGUUAGACUGUAUGACUGGACAUAUGAAUGGCGCACAGAUAUAGAGACUGCAGUGGCAUCCAAAAGCUAUUUGCACAGAAUAACGUCUGUGAGUGCAGCCCUUUCGUUUGACAAAGUCCAUGGGACUGAUUUUGUAAAAAGGCUUUUGAAUGAUAAGGUAGUGAAUGUAAAGCUGAGUGUGCUAAAAGCAAUAGAUCUGUCCGGGAUGGAUCAGGAAAUCAGAAGCAUGGUUAUGAGCAUGUGCGAAAGUAAUGAUAGGGAGUUGCAAGCAAUGGCAAGAAGUGUGGCCGAUAUAGAGCUAUGA
Molecule: messenger RNA, 1389 nt
Organism: Ordospora pajunii
Lineage: Eukaryota; Fungi; Microsporidia; Ordosporidae
Exons: 1
Coding region: 1-1389 (462 amino acids)
Biological process (GO): protein dephosphorylation
Cellular component (GO): cytoplasm; protein phosphatase type 2A complex
Molecular function (GO): protein phosphatase regulator activity
Source: RefSeq, a predicted model, not a curated record